Molecule: messenger RNA, 700 nt
Organism: Solanum verrucosum
Lineage: Eukaryota; Viridiplantae; Streptophyta; Magnoliopsida; Solanales; Solanaceae
Exons: 1
Coding region: 22-495 (157 amino acids)
Biological process (GO): mitochondrial respiratory chain complex III assembly
Source: RefSeq, a predicted model, not a curated record
GUCAAGUCACCGAGGUGAAAGAUGACUGCUAAUAUCCACAAAUUUCGAAAUCUUUCAACUGCUGUGAAUCAUAGUUUCAAGUCAAGAUGGCUCUUGCAUCACUAUCGCCUCCUGCACCAUGGUCCAGACACUAUGGAGGAACUAUUGGAUAGACAUGUGGUCAAAAAGGAGAAGAGCCUUGAUGAUGAUGAGAACGACCUCCUAAAUAGACAACGACUCACUAGCAGUAGACGCGAGGCUCUAAGUCUCUACCGAGAUGUCAUCCGCGUCACCCGGUUCUUCAUGUGGGCCAACUCUCAAGGCAUUCCCUGGCGGGAUGUUCUUAGAGAAAAUGUCCGAAAGGAGUUCGAGGAGGCACGAUUUGAGAGAGAUCCAGAAGUCAUCACCAGGUUGCUUAUUGGAGGUCGGGAUGCUCUGCAAGCUUCUUUGGAUAAACUUGCUGAGAAACAAAAGCAAGAAAUCGAAAAGCAACGCGGCAAUUCAAAUGCUCCUUGAUAUUCUGGUUAGUCGAAUUUUUUUCCAUUAACUAACACCCAUCAAAUAACAUGUUUUUUUAGAACAUUAUCAAUACGAUAUAUUACCACAUACAGGAUGACGUUAACUUCAGUUUCUUUUAGCAUUGAGUAUUUUUAAUAAUUAUUAUUCAGAGAAGUUUGUUCUUGGAACUGAAUUAUUAGAUAAGAUUGUUAUUGGAACUGAU